Molecule: messenger RNA, 996 nt
Organism: Staurois parvus
Lineage: Eukaryota; Metazoa; Chordata; Amphibia; Anura; Ranidae
Source: the annotation of a GenBank genome assembly
AUGGAAAAGCUUCCAAAGACCCCACUUACGUCUCCUGGCAGUGUCACUUCCUCCAGAGGGCCCAGUGUACCGGGUUCCCCUUCUGCUAUCACUGCCCGCAUGGACAGUCGUGUCAUUGGUUACAAGGAUCUCGCAGCCCUCCCUCGUGACAAGGCCAUACUGGAUAUUGAGCGGCCUGACCUGAUGAUCUAUGAACCACAUUUUACAUACACACUUCUGGAGAACACAGAGACACUCCGCAGCCGAGAGCGAUCUCUGUCUCCUAAGUCAAUAUCACCUCCUCCAUCACCUGAGGUCGCAGCACUUUGGGCUGAUACCAAGUCUAUAGUAAGCAGCUCUACUUUACAAGGACCCCGAGGAGGAAGCAACUCACCUAGAUCAGGAGUUCAACACUUUCACUGUCCAGAAAUUUCACAAAAAGAGCCGAACCUGUACAAAAAACCUCCAAUCUACAAACAGAGAGAGUCAGCACUCCCUCACAGGCUAACCGAUGACCCCAUAGUUGAAUCUUCAAAAUUUCCAGCUGCAAAACCUCCUGAUCCAAACCAGCCAGCAAAAAUUGAGACAGAUUAUUGGCCAUGUCCACCUUCCUUGGCUGUUGUAGAAUCUGAGAGACGAUAUCGCAGGGAGUCUCAACGUGGGGAGGAGGAAAGUGAAGAAAGAGAAGAUGUGAAAGAACUGAGUCAUCGACAGAUAAGGGAGCUGAACAAGAUCCAAUCUAAUCUAGGAAAACUAAUUUUAAAAGAGGAAAUGAUGAAAGGGGGUACUCCAAAAAGAAAAACCCGCUCAUUGCCUGACAGGACACCAAUCUACACACCUAUACAUUCUGGAUAUGGACGAAGUAGCUUAUCGAGGCUUCUGUCUGCAGAGUUCCAUGCUCCUGACAAGCAGAGAGAGAGCACAGGUGAGCAGAACGGAGAAGGACAAAGGUCCAGAAUGGACAGAGGAAACUCUCUACCCAGCAUGCUGGAACAAAAGGUGUGUACCCAAAUAUGA